CACAUGUGCUUUUUUCUGAACCCAGCGAGUGUGUUUGCAGAUGCUGCUGCUGAGACUGAGCAGAGGCUGGAGAUUGUUGCACAAGUCAAAAAGUGUAGGCUGCUUGCAAGUGGGUGUCUCUUCACCCACACUCAGUACCAUUCAUCUCUUGUACUUCAUUCUUCCUUUCUUUCUUACUGAGUGACACGCGGACUAUGAAAAAUAUGACUUUCCGACGAGUAAAGAAGCUGAAUUCAAGCGAUCCGGACAGCGGGUCGUUGUGUCACGACAGUGGAGAUAUUUACUUCACGUCCUCUAAAUCGGACAGCUAUGGGACUGUGAAUCGUGGACUCUCAAACUCCACCGAGGUUUACAAUUAUAAAACCCUUGCUUACUCCGGGGGAACCCUACCGAGGAACUUUAAAAAGAACGGUGGGCUGCAGAAAUGGAAGCCCCUCACGCAGUCUCCAGAACCGCAAAGAAAAACUGUGAUCCUGGAGAAGAAAGAAGAGGAGUCCUUUGGCUUCGAGAUCCAGACAUACGGGCUUCAUCACCAAAGUGAGAACUCGGUGGAGAUGUGCACCUUUGUUUGCAAAGUCCACGAAGACAGUCCCGCUUUACUCGCAGGCCUUAAAGUUGGCGACACGAUUGCCAGUGUGAAUGACACUUCAGUUGAUGGAUUUCGCCAUAAAGAAAUCGUCCAGCUCAUUAAAUCAUCAGGAAACAACAUUAGGCUCGAAACCGUCUACAGCGACUCUAUAAGAAAAGCAGAACUGGAAGCCCGUCUGCAAUAUCUAAAGCAAACCCUGCAUGAGAAAUGGGAUGAGUACAGGUCUCUGAUGGUGCAAGAGCAGCGGCUUGUGCAUGGUAUCGUGAUGAGUGAUGUGGCAAUGUACGAGUCUCUGGAAUCAGCCGGUGUUUAUGGGAGUCUGGGAGCUCCGAGUCCUGCAGCGCUGCGAGCGUUACGGGGCACCGACAGCACCAGCAGCAGCGUCAGCCAUCUGAGCGCUGCCACCGCUGAAGACGACCCGCUCUACCAGACCUGCGUCUUCAACAACACCAGCAAUGACCAGAUCCACGCUAAACAGGAGAACACUCGCCCACGUCUCAUCCGACCCGCCAGCGAGCUCUUUACCACCGCCAAAACCAGCCUGACCCGCAGCGCCAGCACACGCAGCUACAUGAGGGCUCCAGCAUCAUCAUCAUCAUCAUCAUCAUCAUCAGCAGUGCCAAACGGAGAAAAGCAGCAGUGUGGAGGCUUCAGCAGCCUGCAGCGCAAACCCAAACAGAAGAGCUUCAGGCGGAGGCUGCUCAAGUACAUCCCUGGACUCAACAGACCUCUGGAGGAGGAGGAAAGCAAACUGUGAGACUCGAGAAAUGCAUCCAAAGAAAGACCAAAACUGGAGGAGAAACCAAAAAACAGUUGACUGACUGAGAUCCAGAGAAUGCUAGUCAUUUAGUUCUUGUGAAAAUGAAUGUUUUGUUCCUUUACUCACCCUCAGGUCUUCUAGGAGACUUCAGUGGAAUAUUAAAGAAGAUUUUUAAUCUUUUAGUCAAUGGCUACCUGCACUUGGAGAGUCUUCAGACUAUCGUGAACGCACUGAGGACUGUUUACUUAGUUUGUAGAUUAAAGGUAAUAACGUAUAACUCUUGUUCCUGCACAAACCAAUCACCUUGCUGCAAAAUAUCUGUCGAUCAUCAACCACAGGGGUUAAUUUUGUUGG
Danio aesculapii is the source of this 1703-nucleotide messenger RNA. RefSeq names its product trafficking regulator and scaffold protein tamalin (gene tamalin). The transcript has 8 exons. Lineage: Eukaryota; Metazoa; Chordata; Actinopteri; Cypriniformes; Danionidae. The coding region runs from base 195 to 1346 and encodes 383 amino acids. Gene Ontology annotation, molecular function: protein binding. The record is from RefSeq and is a predicted model, not a curated record.